This is a messenger RNA of Moesziomyces antarcticus, 1344 nucleotides long. RefSeq lists its product as uncharacterized. NCBI's taxonomy places the organism in Eukaryota, Fungi, Basidiomycota, Ustilaginomycetes, Ustilaginales, Ustilaginaceae. Gene Ontology annotation, cellular component: nuclear membrane; nuclear envelope. The transcript is spliced from 2 exons. The record is from RefSeq and is a predicted model, not a curated record. The coding region runs from base 1 to 1344 and encodes 447 amino acids. Gene Ontology annotation, biological process: nuclear envelope organization; lipid homeostasis.
AUGUGGCGAAGAGGCUCCGAAGCGCCGAUGGACACAUCCCCUCCGGGCCCACGGCAGCCGAGCAUCUUCGAUAGCAACGGCUCGAGCGGCUGGACAGCAGGUCAACACACCAAUGCAGUGCAGACCAUGGACACGGACAUGGCCGACGUGGAAAUGUCGAGCCUCACACCGCCUUCUCACAAGUUUGGCGAUUCGCGACGCCACUUGGCAGAUGCAGGCCAAGCGCUGGCCGACGACUCGAUGACCGAUGCUGCUGAUGCUGCUGCGGCACGCAGUCACUCUUCGAAAGCAUCAAGAUCGGACGCAGCUGCGCAGAAUUCGCCAUUGGCGUCCACUUCGCAGCACGUGCGUCGCAAACGCAGCGUGCUCAGCAGGAAGGGAAAGCGCCUGGCGCAUCUGCAGAGCAGGGAUCUCGUGGCCUCGUCGCGCAGCUUUGGAUCUCAUCAGGACGACUUUGUCGAUGAUGGCGACAGCUAUGGCACCGAGGCAGAAGACGACGACGACGAAGACGACGAUGAGCAAGGCAGCGGAGGGUCGCGGCAGCGCGGGACGCCCAGUCGCAUUCGCUCAAUCACCAAGUAUGCCGUCAACUACAUCCUUCCCGGUGCGGUCUCGCCACUACCGCAUGCGCAGGGCGCCGCAUCCUCGGCUGCCUCGGGGCAUCACAUGGACAAGCCCGAGCUGCUGCUUGGGUAUGCGCAACUCGUCUUCAACGCGAGCAUCCUGUCGGCGUUCCUGUAUCUGCUCUUCCACGUGGUUCGCACGGUGCAGAAGGACGUGGCGGAAAAGGUGCGCGCCUACGAGAUGGACACGCUGUCCGAGAUCACGGCCUGCGCUGCCGCCUACACGGCCAACCGAUGCGGCACGGAUCUGCAGGCGCCGGCGUUGGCGCAUGCGUGCAGCAACUGGGAGCGCUGCUCGGCCCGCGAUCCCGCCGUGGUGGGCACCGCGCGCGUCACCGCAGAGACCUUUGCCGAGAUCCUCAACGGCUUUGUCGACUCGGUGAGCUGGAAGACCAUGUUCUUUACGCUCAUCUGCUUCUCCAUGGUGGUGGGCGCUACCAACUCGUUCUUGUCUUUCUUUCGCAUCAAGUCUCGCUCGCGCUCGCAUCACGACACCAACUCGCAGCCAACGCAGCCACCGGUCGCAGCUUCAAGGCAAGCGGAUCCACACGCCAUUGCCGGUGCACCACAACAGGCAAUUGGAGCCCAUGCGAGCGGUGUGCCCCACUACUACCACUCGCCUCAUCCCGACUUUGCCUCGUUGCCGCCUUACGCCUAUGCCAACUGGCAGCAGCUGCCGCCUGCCACACCUUCUCGCCGACGUUCUCGUCCGGCUGCCUGA